Messenger RNA from Guillardia theta CCMP2712, 788 nucleotides. RefSeq lists its product as hypothetical. NCBI's taxonomy places the organism in Eukaryota, Cryptophyceae, Pyrenomonadales, Geminigeraceae. Gene Ontology annotation, molecular function: starch binding. The transcript has 5 exons. The annotation marks the transcript as partial. The record is from RefSeq and is a predicted model, not a curated record.
AUGUCAUACUUGCUCAUCCUCCUCCUGCUAGCCUUCCACGCUCCGGCUUCCACAUCUCUCUCUUCCACUCCUUCCUAUCCUCUUCAGUCGGAGCAGCAUGUCCCCACCCUCCGAGGAGGCAAGCCCUUCGGCUCCCCGAUGCUCGAUGUGUCCAAGGUGACGAGACCGCAAGCAGCUGAGCUCGCGACGAGUCCAGCAGCAGGCGAGCAGGAGAAGCCGCAACGGCAGAGGAGCAGGGAGAUGUCCAAGCCCAGCCUGCUGCAGAUCGACUCAGCAGAUGUGCAGAAGCAGGUGGAGGAUUUCAUCAAGAGCGCGGCAGAGCUGCUGCAGCAGACGGAAGAGCUUCUGCGGCCGAGGAGUGGUCACAGCGUCACGAGACUCGCUCAGCGCAAUCGGCUGUUAGUGCAGCGCGCAAAGAUCCUCCGUUUGCAGUCUGUGGAUCCCUCGACCCACAAGAAGAUCGAUGAGAAGAUCGCUCAGCUCGAAGCCGCUUGGAACGCUUACGCUCAGAUCUCACCACUUGAAACCCAGGAGUCUCUUACCGCUGUUCCAAUGGAGGUGAAGGCGGUUUCAAGCUUGGUGAGCGAGGAGGACGAGAUGCGGGCGAACAAGAAGAGAGUUCCUGUGACCUUCACUGUGAGCUGCAAUUAUACGGACGUGGGCGAUCAAUUGCUGCUGAUAGGGGACCAGCCCGAGCUAGGCUCUUGGAACCCUCUGGCAUCGGUUCUCAUGACGACGACGCCCACCAUGUAUCCGCUGUGGCAGGCGACUGUUGACCUACCAGCGGG